UUGUGCAGUUUUGAAGUCUUUAAUGUAUUUACGAAGGUUUAUUUUUUCAGUAGGAUCCAAUCAGAUAGCAAACAGAGGCAACCAACUGUCUUCUAGGCUGACGUACAAGCUGCUCACCGACAGUUGUGCGAAUUUGCAAUAAAAUUAAUACUUUGGGGCAGAAUGAAAGUUAUUUACAAAAAGCUUGUGUGUCUUUUAAUGGACUUUUGGAACCAAAUUUUGUGUAUCUUGAAUGGAUAGGGUACUAGAAGUUAUUUUGUAUAGAAGUUCCAAAUGUUUACAUUUGAACAAGUUGUAUGUCAAUAAAUUCAAAGGCCAGAAUUAAUAUUACUCGACUGACUUUCAUUUUCUUAUGCAAGCAAACUAUAUUAUCAAAGAAAGGGAUCAAUUUUUAGUUAAAGACAACUCGACAGCUUAUUUCGUAUAAGCAACGAGACAUACUAUUAUCGCAAUCUGACUACAAAGAGAUGGCGGAGUUCCUGAAAGUACACAAUAACCUGGUGGAAAAAGAGGCCAUUGACUUCAAACUUUUAAAAUACGAAGACAAAAGAAAGGGAGGGAUUCGCAAUUAUUUCUGAAUUGGUUUUAUUGGAAGAAGUAACAAGGGAUUGAGAAAAUUAAUUGUCGAUUACGUGUGAUUUCGGAACUUGUUCUGUGAAAAUUUGAAAUUAAUCGAGAAAUAGCAAAUUCGAUAGCUUCGAACGCAAAAAGAAAUGGAUAACACAACAGAUACGGUGCCUCCAAAAUCUUCCAUAUUCCAUGUCUGCUACCUCUGCUUCCUUAUUCUCGCCAUCAUCAUCGGAAAUAGCCUGGUCCUUGUUUUAAUUCGUUUGAAUCGACGACUUCAUUCGCCAACUUUCUACUUUCUUGGAAAUCUUAGCUUUGCCGAGUUGCUAAUCGGCGUGGGUUUUGUACCACUCUAUACUGCAGCUGUAUUAGAAGGAAGAUGGAGGUUCGGAAAGACUAUGUGCAGAGCCCAUGCGUUUGUUGUGACGAGCAGUGUGAACGCUUCGCUGAUCACUCUUUGUGUUGUAAGUGUGGAUAGGUUUUUGGAUAUAAGAGACCCACUCAGGUACUUUGGGCGCAUGACAAAGAGAAGAUCGGCCAUGAUUAUUUUCUGUAUUUGGGCUCACUCAUUAUUUUGGGCUGCAAUGCCGCUUGUGGACUGGGGCGAAAUCUCGUUCGACAACAACACGAAAACUUGUCGGCCGGACUUCGCAGCUUCGGGAAUCUCGAACCGAGUUUACGCAGCUUUACUUGUCGUGUUCGGGUUUGCAAUUCCCUCCUUAGUGACCGGAUACUGUCACAUAAAGAUAUACCAAAUGGCCAAAGAACAGACGAGAAAAAUCGCUAAGAUUUCAGUUAGGAAAGAUUUCACUUCAGGUCAUGUUCAGGAAGAUAUCGUCCUUACGUUCCAUCCGAGGAGAGAGCGUAAAGCGCACAAAACAAUCUUGAUAAUCAUUGGUGCGUUUGUUGUUUGUUGGCUUCCUUACAGCAUUGGAACAUCAUGGAAACUGGCGACGGGACAUGCAUUGGAAUUGUAUUGGUUUGCCAAUGUUGGACUAACAUUGGCGCUUACCAAUAGUUCGUUGAAUCCGCUGAUCUACACUCUCCGUGAUCGCAGGGUCAGAAUGGGAUUCAUGAAGCUUGUAUGUGGCGAGAGAUAUCGUAAGAAACUUAGCGGGAAGUUUCUCGCAGUCGAGCUAUAAACCUCAGGAUGAUUGCAAAUCAAGGAAACAAGAAACACCAGCCGAAAUACCAGACGCUGCGACAUUGUAAAAGACAGACAGCGGAUGUCCAACACAAUACAUUACACUCUUUUUUUUUUUAUAAGAACGUCUAAAUUUCAGUUGAGGCUGAGCAGUUCUUAUUUUUGGAGAAUUU
Nematostella vectensis (starlet sea anemone) is the source of this 1884-nucleotide messenger RNA. Its product is annotated as beta-1 adrenergic receptor. Gene Ontology annotation, cellular component: membrane. The coding region runs from base 714 to 1709 and encodes 331 amino acids. Gene Ontology annotation, molecular function: G protein-coupled receptor activity. Gene Ontology annotation, biological process: G protein-coupled receptor signaling pathway. The record is from RefSeq and is a predicted model, not a curated record. NCBI's taxonomy places the organism in Eukaryota, Metazoa, Cnidaria, Anthozoa, Actiniaria, Edwardsiidae. The transcript has 2 exons.